GCAGUAGACACCACUCGUCCUCCCCCUGCUGAGUAACACUGUUCACAUAUCUCAGGCAAUGCUGAAGUUGCUAAUAGAGUUUCCUGCUUGUUAAGGUUAUGAAAACAAAUGAAUGCAUUAUCACAAGUAUGGAAACACUGAGUCUUGUAUUAGUCUUGGGACUAUUGCAAGGGGUGAUAUGUAAAAACUAUGUCGUCAAAGUAGAUCCAACAAAAGAUAGAAAGCAAAUGAAACAUUUUUGGAAAAGCACUGGAUUUUGCCCCCCUUUGCCCCAUGACAAAUCAGAGAUGUACUUUCUUGGCAAGGAUCAGAAGUUGAACCUGGCGUAUAUUUCCUCUGUACCCUACAACGGUAUUGUACAAGUUAGAAUCCAUUGGUUGCUGGACCUUGUCACGGUUUUAGUUUCAAAUGGAAAACUUCAGUAUGACUUCAAUAAACUGGAUUCAUUUGUUGAUCUUCUAAUGAUGAAUGGAUUGGCGCCAGGUUUCGAACUGAUGGGAAGUCCAUCUGGAUAUUUUACUGAUUUUGAAGAUAAAAGACAAGUCAUAGAAUGGAGAAAUUUUGUCUUCUUGACAGCAACAAGGUACAUAGAAAAAUAUGGGUUACAAAAUAUUUCCAAGUGGAAUUUUGAGACAUGGAAUGAACCAGAUAAUCAUGAUUUCGAUAAUGUGUCCAUGAGUGUCAAAGGCUUCCAGAACUACUAUGAUGCCUGCUCUGAGGGCCUAAAACAGGCAAGCACAUUGUUAAAAUUUGGUGGCCCCGGUGACUCAUGCAGGUCACCACCAAAGUCACCCAUCUCUUGGGGUCUUCUGGCCCACUGCUUUAAUGGGACUAAUUUUUUUACUGGGGAGACUGGUGUGAGAUUGGACUACAUUGCUUUGCAUAAAAAGGGGGGAGGUAGUUCUUUACACAUAUUAGAGCAAGAAAUUGACACUGUUCGUGAAAUUCAUGAGCGCUUCCCACAGUUCAAGUCUGUUCCAAUAUACAAUGAUGAGGCAGACCCACUGGUAGGUUGGUCGACUCCACAGCCAUGGAGAGGUGAUGUCACUUAUGCAGCCAUGAUAACAAAGGUAAUAGAUCAACACAGAGAUUACCUGCUUUCAAAUAAAAGUGGCGGCUUCAAGUACCAUUUGCUAAGUAAUGAUAAUGCCUUCAUGAACUAUUACCCUCAUUACUUUACUCAGAGGACGCUAACAGCAAGGUUCCAGAUGAACAAUACUAAGCCACCUCAUGUCCAGAUGGUUAGAAAACCAGUGUUAACUGUAAUGGGCUUGCUGGCACUAUUAGGUGAAGAAUCAGUUUACACAGAUAUACUAACGGAGGGUGUUGAAACCAAUGACAGUAGCAUUGUUGGAAUAAUGGCAGGUUCCCAUGAGCCAGAGAAAGGAGAAUUGUCUGACAGCUGGGAAACAACAGCUCUCUUAUAUGCCUCAAAUGAUAACAGAACCUCGUCCGACAUACAGUUUGUAACUGUAAAUUUCACCAAUUUUCCAAAGUUAAAAGAUCUUGUGUAUGUGACGUAUUACUUAGACAAUGUUUUGACAAAUCCAUAUCUAGUAUGGCAGAAGACUGGAAGUCCAGACUAUCCUACGAUGAAACAGUUUGAGCUAAUACGGGAUGCAGAGGAUCCAGUUAUAAGAGGGCCUACUCCAUUUCCUAAAGAUGGAACCCUGAUUUUAAAAUUGGCACUUCCUGUUCCCUCUGUGUUUCUUAUUCACGUCUGUGAAAGACCUAAAGCACCUCCUAAAAUGGUAACUGGACUUCACCUUAUUUCCCUUACCAAGGGGCAGGUUGCGGUAGUUUGGAAAGAUGAAAAUGUAAAGUCCAGGUGUCUGAAGACAUACGAAGUUGAAUUCUCACAGGAUGGUUCUAUUUUCAAAAAAAUAAAUGCAAAAGACACAAUCUUUACCUUAUUUAUAUAUAGUCCAGAGAGUGCAACUGUAUCCGGUUUAUACAGAGUGCGUGCUAUCAACUACUGGGGUAUUCCUGGACCUUAUUGCCAUCCUGAACAAUUUACUGAAAGUUUCUAGAGGCUUCUGGAAAUAUUAAGGUUGCAGUAAUGAAGUGAAGCAUAAAUGUAUGUUCUGCCAAUUAAGCACUGGUAUUUUUUUUUUCUUCGAUGCC
Spea bombifrons (plains spadefoot toad) is the source of this 2124-nucleotide messenger RNA. RefSeq names its product alpha-L-iduronidase (gene IDUA). NCBI's taxonomy places the organism in Eukaryota, Metazoa, Chordata, Amphibia, Anura, Pelobatidae. The record is from RefSeq and is a predicted model, not a curated record. Gene Ontology annotation, molecular function: L-iduronidase activity. Bases 99 to 2030 code for a protein of 643 amino acids. The transcript has 14 exons. Gene Ontology annotation, biological process: carbohydrate metabolic process.